Parnassius mnemosyne (clouded apollo) is the source of this 1995-nucleotide messenger RNA. The record is from the annotation of a GenBank genome assembly. NCBI's taxonomy places the organism in Eukaryota, Metazoa, Arthropoda, Insecta, Lepidoptera, Papilionidae.
AUGACUGAUGUAAUUAAUACUAAAGACACUCUAGACAAGAAUCUAGAAGAUUAUGAAAUACAAGAAGUUUUGAAGAAUGGCACCGAUUUACGUGAAUACGCAUUGCAAAUCGACAAAGGCAUUAAAGAAGCGGAAAAAAAUUCUGUUGCUGACUAUAUAAGAGAAAGCGAAAAUAUUGCCUCCUUGCAUAAUCAGAUCGAGGAAUGUGAUAGUAUUCUAGCUCGUAUGGAAAGUAUGCUUUUAGUAUUCCAGAAUGAUUUAGGAAGCAUUAGCAAUGAAAUCAUCAGUUUACAAAAGAGGUCUGUAAACAUGUCCGUGCAACUUUCCAAUAGACAGGCUCUUAAGGGACCACUUUCUUCUUUUAUAGAAGAUAUGGCCAUAUCUGAAACACUCAUUUUUGGUAUCAAUAAUGUUCCAGUCACCGACAAAGAAUUUAUGGUCCAGUUAGCAAUGUUGAAUCAAAAACUAAAUUUUGUUAAGGAACAAGAAUUUAAAGAAACUAAAGCCUGUCAUGAUGUCAAGGAUGUAUUAGAAAAGCUUAAAAUAAAGGCUGUAUCAAAAAUAAGAACAUAUAUUCUGGAACAAAUAUAUAAAUUUCGUAAACCAAUGGCUAACUAUCAAAUCCCACAGAAUGCAAUGCUUAAAUAUAAGUUUUUCUUCGAAUUCGUACUAACUAAUGAACGAAAUGUAGCACAAGAAAUUUGCAAUGAAUACAUUGACACACUUAGUAAAGUCUAUUACUCUUAUUUUAAAUCCUAUGCAUCUAGAUUAGAUAAAUUAAAAUAUGAAGAAGUGCCAACUAAAGAUGAUCUCAUGGGAAUCGAGGAUGGUUCUAAAGGAGGAUUUUUCCAGAAAUCUAAUUUAAAAAACAAAAGCACAAUAUUUACAAUUGGAAACCGUGGUGAUGUUCUAGCCCAGCAACUGGAAGCUCCAAUCAUUGUCCCUCAUGUACAACAAAAGACUAAGUAUUCGUAUGAAGCUUUAUUCAGAAGCCUACAGUAUGCCCUGGUGGAUAAUAGUUGCAGAGAAUAUUUAUUUACUACAGAAUUUUUUCAUGUUAAAGCUAGUCAUGCCCAGGAACUCUUUGAUCGGAUCUUAGGGAAAACUUUAUCACUGCUUGUGAAAAAUGUUGAAAACUAUGUUUUAGAAUGUUAUGACUGCCUUGCACUCUUUCUGUGCAUUCAGUUAAUCAACAGGUAUAAGUGGAUGUGUCACAAAAGAGCUGUACCUGCCUUGGACAGCUAUUGGGAUUCAUUACUAAGUGCACUGGGGCCCAGAUUAGAAUAUGUUCUUAAAUUAAAUAUACAAAGUGUGCGAGAGUGUAACCCUGCCAAGCUAUCCAAUAAAGAACUUGGACCUCAUUAUAUAACGCGGAGAUAUGCAGAAUUUUCAGCUGCAAUGUUGAGCUUGAGUGAACAAUUUCCCUCUGAAGAACUUAACAAUCUUUUAUUAAUAUUGCAAGAUGAAGUACAUUGUUUCUUAUUGAAAAUGGCUGCCGAAUUCCCUCAAAGAAUUCAACAAUUAAUAUUUUUAAUUAAUAAUUAUGAUAUGGUAUUAAGUAUUCUCAUGGAAAGAACCAGAGACAAUACAAAGGAAGCUGAAAGUUUCAGAGAACAAUUACAAGCAAGAAGUACAGAAUAUGUCGAAGAAAUACUUAGUCCACAUUUUGGAGGUUUAAUGCAAUUUGUAAAAGAAGGCGAACAAUUGCUAGAGAGUGGCAAAACAAACGAACUAGCAAAUUUGGAAAAGAAAUCAAUGUCCUUAGUUGCAUCAUUCACAGCCGGUUGGAAACAAAGCCUCGAAGAAAUUCACAGGGAAGUUCUCGUGUCAUUUCCGAACCUGGUGACAGGAUCUGGCUUAUUACAAAUGGCUCUCACCAAUUUUGUACAAUACUAUCAUAAAUUUGCUAAAUUAUUAACACCCAGUGCUCGCACGCAGUUGGUCAAUAUUCAUGUAAUAAUGGUUGAAAUAAAAAAAUAUAAGACCAAUUAUUGA